Harpegnathos saltator (Jerdon's jumping ant) is the source of this 652-nucleotide messenger RNA. RefSeq lists its product as uncharacterized. Lineage: Eukaryota; Metazoa; Arthropoda; Insecta; Hymenoptera; Formicidae. The record is from RefSeq and is a predicted model, not a curated record. The transcript has 3 exons. The coding region runs from base 137 to 565 and encodes 142 amino acids.
CGAGUCGAAUCCUGAUUUUCAAGCCGAGUCGAGCGUCGCGAAUCUCGCGGCAUCGCGAUUUCACGUUGCGUAUCAUCCGGCCGUGGUUCGCAAAAAAAAAAUAAUAAAGAACGAAAAAAGAGGCAGAUCGGGACUGAUGCGUGCGUCCAAGGAUCCUCGAUGUGGAGAAGUACCUCGCAUCGAGCAAUUACUCGCGAAUGACUACCAGCGUAUUUGGUGGAAAGAAAAGCAAGUCUGGGACGAGACGCUGAAAAGAAUCUCGAGCAAAAGAAUAUUACCCCGUAUGCUGAUCAAAAGGAAAGUUCCGACAUGCGUGACCGUUAAAUAUCAAACGCAGACAGAGCGGUGGAAGGGAAGAAAGGUGCAGAAUCCAAAGUUCAAAGUAAAGAAAGAGGAAAUUAAACAGGAGUCGAAUGAGAACGCAAACGCAGAAGAAAAAGACACAAAAUUAGAAGAAUGCGAAGAAACGAAAUCAGAAAGACAUAGCGAAACACAAUCGGAAAGUGAGAAAAAGAACGAAGAUGAAAAAGGAGAAAAGACAGAAGGAGAAAGUCAUUUUGAUUGAGUCUACUUAACCUGAGUUAUAGAAUGAGCGAGUUUCGAGACAAAUUACAUUACAUUAUUUUCGUAAAAAUACUAUGAGGAAAAUAAA